AUGGAUGCAGAGGAGUUAGUUGAAUCCAUCAUCCGAGCACUUAUGUUUUUGGCGGGCAUUAUCGGUAACAACUAUUUGGCCAUCAGAUCCAUCCCCUCCAGGAGAUCUAGCAUCUCCACCAAUGACGUGCUCUUCAUCAACCUGGCGGUCUCCAACCUGAUCACCAACUACCUGGUGGACCUUCCCGACACCAUAGCCGAUUUCGCCGGCCGCUGGUUCCUGGGCGAGGCGUACUGCGGAGUCUUCCGCUUCUGCGCCGACCUGUCAGAGACCAGCAGCAUCAUCACCACCUUCUUCAUCAGUGCCUUCUGGCACCAGAAACUGGUGGGCUCCUUGAAGAGGGGCGGUGCGCCCGUCAAGUUGGAUAACAUGGCAUUGGUGCUGACCCUUCUGGCCGGCAGCUGGGUCACGGCCUUUGCUUUCAGCACACCGCACUUUUUCUUCGUGAGGGUAGAGGGGACCAACGGGAGCGAGGAUGACUGCGUUGACGUCUUCCCGGAUGCCUUCUCCAGACAAAUGUAUGACAUCUUCUACCUGACGCUGGCCAAUGCCAUACCUCUCACCGGGAUGCUGAUUGCCAGCGCUCAGAUCGUGGUGACCUUGUUGAAGAACCACCAGAGAAUCCGGGGUCAAACAGAAGAGCUCAGCAAGGAUAGAGCUCUUGAUGGAUCAGUCGGCACCGUUUCCGAACAGAACGCCAACGCCUCCACGUCCGAUUUGCAAACUGGCGUUGCCCCUGCAGCUUCAUCCAAGCCUGGCCAAAUGCGCUCAGGGAAGCCCAAUUCCGCCCGCCAAGUGCGGGCGGCCAAGAGCGUGGUGGCGGUGGCCAGCGUAUUCCUGGUGUGCUGGCUGACUCAUCUGCUGUUGCGCAUUACCAACAACUUCCACACCUCCUCGCUGUUGGUGGAGGUGGCUAGCUACAUAGCAGCCUCCUACACCUGCAUCAUACCAUACAUAUUCCUGCACGGGGUCAAAAAGCUCUCAUGCUCGUGCAUAAAUAGAAGUUAA
Nerophis lumbriciformis (worm pipefish) is the source of this 1008-nucleotide messenger RNA. The record is from RefSeq and is a predicted model, not a curated record. NCBI's taxonomy places the organism in Eukaryota, Metazoa, Chordata, Actinopteri, Syngnathiformes, Syngnathidae.